Messenger RNA from Bombyx mori (domestic silkworm), 4759 nucleotides. RefSeq names its product unconventional myosin IC (gene Myo61F). Gene Ontology annotation, molecular function: actin filament binding; microfilament motor activity; ATP binding. Lineage: Eukaryota; Metazoa; Arthropoda; Insecta; Lepidoptera; Bombycidae. Gene Ontology annotation, cellular component: actin cytoskeleton; vesicle; myosin complex. The transcript is spliced from 21 exons. The record is from RefSeq and is a predicted model, not a curated record. Gene Ontology annotation, biological process: vesicle transport along actin filament; actin filament organization. The coding region runs from base 173 to 3415 and encodes 1080 amino acids.
UUUACCUAAAUAGUUUGAGGGUAGUUCGACUAAUAUUCAUUGCAUUUACGAAAACCUGUUUCGACAAUCGUAAAUUAUAAAAUGAAAAUAUUGAACGUGAGAUUAAUAAAAAAAAUCGUAAUUAUACCAACGACCGGCCAAUGAAAAUCGGUUGUGAGAGGAAUUAAGUGAGAUGACACAGCAAGAUUCUGUGACCGUGGCCGAGAAUUCCACGCAGCAGGUAGACGGUGUUCAAGUCGUGGAAAAUGCUGAGGAACCAGGGCUGUUGGAGUCACCGCAGAAAAUGCUCAUUAGGCCAGUUUCCGUACAAGGCGUGAUGGAGCACUCCCUGCAGCAUCGCGAGCGGGUCGGAGUCCAAGACUUCGUUUUGCUGGAGGACUACCGAUCCGAAGCGGCCUUCAUUGACAAUUUGAAGAAACGUUUCCAUGAAAACAUUAUUUAUACUUACAUCGGUAAUGUACUGAUCUCGGUGAAUCCGUACAAGAAUCUACCGAUUUACACUGAAGAGAAAACCAAACUUUACUUCAAGAAAGCAUUCUUUGAGGCACCGCCGCACGUUUUCGCGAUCGCCGACAACGCUUAUCGGUCUUUGGUUUACGAGCACAGAGAGCAAUGUAUUUUGAUCUCAGGCGAAUCCGGCUCGGGCAAAACGGAAGCGUCGAAGAAAGUUCUGGAAUACAUAGCCGCCAGAACGAACCACCUCCGGAACGUGGAAAACGUGAAAGAUAAGCUGUUACAAAGCAACCCGCUGCUCGAAGCGUUCGGUAACGCGAAGACGCACCGCAACGACAAUUCCAGUCGCUUCGGCAAAUACAUGGACAUCCAGUUCAACUACGAAGGCGGGCCCGAAGGUGGUCACAUCCUGAACUAUCUGCUGGAAAAGUCCAGGGUCGUCAGUCAGAUGCAUGGCGAGAGGAACUUCCACAUAUUCUAUCAGCUACUAGCUAGCAGCGAUCAGUCACUGAUGACUCAUUUGAAGCUUCAAGGAAGACCUGAAGCUUAUAAGUACACUUCCGAUUCGACCUCGCACAUGAGUCAGAGAGCGAACGACCAGGAACAGUUCCGUGUCGUACAAGAGGCCAUGAAGGUCAUAGAAAUCGGCGAGAGUGAACAGCGGGAGAUCUUUGAGAUCGUGGCCAGCGUCCUGCACCUCGGCAACGUGAAGUUCGUCCAGAAUGACAAGGGCUAUGCCGAGAUCCUGUCCCACGACGCCAACAGUGGGAAUGCUGCUGAUCUCCUAAAAGUGAACGCGACGGCAUUACGCGAGGCCCUGACCAAUAGGACGAUAGAGGCCCGCGGCGACGUCGUCAGCACACCCCUGGACGUGGAACAGGCUCAAUACGCUAGAGACGCUCUGGCUAAAGCUAUAUACGACAAGCACUUCAGCUGGCUGGUCUCCAGGCUAAACUCGUCGCUUGCGCCCAUCGAGAAGGACGCUAAAUCUUCUGUUAUAGGAAUCUUGGAUAUCUACGGCUUUGAGAUAUUCCCUAAGAACAGCUUCGAGCAGUUCUGCAUAAACUUCUGUAACGAGAAGCUCCAGCAGCUGUUCAUCCAGCUCACGCUGCGGCAGGAGCAGGAGGAGUACCUGCGGGAAGGCAUCGAGUGGGAGCCGGUCGAGUACUUCAACAAUAUCAUCAUUUGCGACCUUAUCGAAGCCAGGCAUAAGGGUAUAAUAUCAAUACUGGACGACGAGUGCCUUCGUCCCGGGGACGCGACAGACGCGAGUUUCCUCGACAAGCUGAACCAGCAUCUGGACGGCCACCAGCACUACAAGUCCCACCGCAAAUCCGACACCAAGACCCAGAAGCUGAUGGGCCGUGAUGAGUUCUGCCUGGUCCACUACGCCGGCGAAGUGACUUACAACGUGAACACCUUCUUGGAGAAGAACAACGAUCUCCUCUUCCGCGACAUCCAGAGCCUGAUGGCGUCCAGCGACAACACCAUCGUCGGCUGCUGCUUCAAGGACUACAACUUGAGGAGCAAGAAACGUCCGGAGACCGCCAUCACUCAGUUCAAGAAUUCUCUGAACGACCUCAUCAAGAUCCUCAGCAGCAAGGAGCCCUCGUACAUCCGCUGCAUCAAGCCCAACGACUUCAAGGCGCCGAUGCAAUUCGACGACAAGCUGGUCUCCCACCAGGUGAAGUAUCUCGGUCUGAUGGAGAACCUCAGGGUGCGGCGCGCCGGCUUCGCUUACAGGAGGACUUACGAAGCGUUCUUGGAAAGGUACAAGUGCCUGAGCGCGGAGACGUGGCCCAACUACCGCGGCGCCGCGCGGGACGGCGUGCAGCGGCUGGUGGAGGCCCUCCAGUACGAGAAAGAGGAAUACAGGAUGGGGAAUACGAAAAUCUUCGUUCGAUUCCCGAAGACGCUCUUCGCAACGGAAGACGCCUUCCAGAUAAAGAAGAACGACAUAGCCACCAUCAUCCAGAGCAGGUGGCGAGGUUACUACCUCAGGAAGAGGUACCUCCGAAUGCGGAACGCGGCCAUCGUCAUCCAGAAGUGGGUGAGGAGGUUCCUGGCCCAAAGACUCAGGGAGAGGAGGAGGAAAGCCGCUGACGUCAUCAGAGCUUUUAUUAAAGGCUUCAUCACUCGCAACGGUCCGGAGACGCCAGAAAACCGGCGAUUCCUCGGCGUCGCCAAGGUGCACUGGCUGAAGCGUCUCUCGGCGCAGCUCCCAACCAAGCUGCUGGACCUGUCGUGGCCGCCGUGCCCCUCCACCUGCCGAGAGGCCUCCGAGGAGCUCCAUCGCCUGCACCGGGCCCACCUCGCCAGGAAGUACAGGCUGGCCUUGUCUCCUGACGAUAAGAAGCAGUUUGAGCUGAAGGUCUUGGCCGAAAAAAUAUUUAAGGGUAAAAAGAACAGCUACCUCAGCAGCGUCGGGGAGAGGUUCGUGAACGACCGCAUGAGUCCCGAGCACAGGACCUUGAGGGACACCUUCAUGGCGUCGCCGGCCUGGCCGAGCGGCGAGGAACUCAUCUACUCGUGCGAGGCGGUGAAGUACGACCGGCGCGGCUACAAGGCCCGCGCGCGCGGCCUGCUGGCGUCCCGCGCGGCGCUGUACGUGCUGGACGCGGGCGGGCGCCGCACGUUCCGGCUCAAGCACCGGCUGCCGCUGGACCGCCUCACCGUCGUCGUCACCAACGAGUCCGACUCGCUGCUGCUGGUCAAGGUGCCGCGCGACCUCAAGAAGGACAAGGGAGAUCUGAUCAUAUCCGUGACGCAUCUCAUCGAGGCCCUGACCAUCGUGACGGACUACACCAAGAAGCCGGAGCUCAUUGAGAUAGUCGACACCAGGACCAUCGCGCACUCCCUGGUCAACGGCAAGCAGGGGGGUACCAUCGAGGUGACGAAGGGCACCCAGCCCGCCAUACAACGCGCCAAGAGCGGGAACCUGCUCGUGGUUGCGACUCCUUAGAAGACAGCGUAGCAAUCGACAACUCUUCGAUAACAAAACUUGAAAACAACGAAAAUAAAUACAAUUUUAUAACGUGAAAGUAAUAUUAUCAUUUAAUUAUUAAUUUAAAUAUGGCGAUUCAAUUAUUUUUGUAAAACUAUCAUUGAAUUUUAAUGCAGAGUUAAUCUUUUUUGUUUGUAUUAAAAUUAUAUAAUUAUAAGCUUAUAAAAUAAUAAUUAUGAAACAUUAUAUAAUUUGGAUUGAAUUGUAUUAAAUUAUUAUUUCAUUAUUUAAUUUUAAGUUCAUUGAUUUGUUUACAUUGUGGUUUCAAACACACAACCUUUAUAUUUUUAUUUAAUGAAUCGUACAAAGUACUUAGGUCUCUUGUUUAGAACAUUUCAAAAUAAAUAUUGUGAUUUUGUUUGUUUAAUCUAGUUUAAAAUAGUAAAGUUUGUAUUGUACGUAUUGUAAAGUACGCUGAAUCGAUGGUGCCUAAAAGUUAAUGAAAUGUUAGAAUCGAGGAUAAUCGAUACUGAUUCUAAAUAUUAUGUUAAUUCUGGAGGAAAAUGGCCAAAGCAGUGUUUUGGCGGGAAACGGUUUCACGAGACCUCAACUAAUUGAUAUGUCUGUUAGUAAAAUUACAUGUCAAACAAUUAGACUAAUUAACCAUUUGAGAAUUUACUAUCCGGUCGUCGCUUUGGUAAACAUUAUCUUGUUUCAUCCGAUAUCUAGCAGCUAGGUAUUUCGAGCUAUCAAACUGUGCAAGUUAGUGCGAUCACUAAAUAACAUUUAACUUGAGCGUUUUUUUUAUUUAAUUUUUCAAAAUUUCGACAGCGUGACAUGUCUUUUCCCGCGCGAAUAGAUAAAUUUGACAAUGCUGAGAUUCUGUAAACAAUGUCAAUUGUCAAACGUUUCUAUCAUUUUUAUCAAAGAUUUGUACACAUCUGUUGUAAACAGAUUAUGCAAAUUUCUUUAUUUUAAACAAUUGUGUAAAUCGUGUUUGUGUUAUAAAUUCGGACUACAGACAUACAACUAAACGUGAUUUUUUUUGUGAAGUAUAUUUGUGGUACAAAAACUGUUUUACUCAAUAUGUCUUGUACGUUGCUGUGUACAAAUUUUUCCUUAAGUUUCCAGAAAAUUCAGACGGUAGUUUAAAUUUUGUUAUUAAGAUUAUUUUUUUACAUUCAAUGCUGCAAAUAUCGACCAAAAUACCAUUACUACCAUCUCAAUGCGUACACAUAUUACCAGCCAUGUAACUCCAGAGGCCAUAUGAAAUAAACGAAAGAUAGGCGCGUACGUGCCUUAUUGUAUUGUAAGCCAGUUCCUUUGUAGUCAUUUUUAUAAUUAAAUUUAUUUUUGAAAUAA